This is a messenger RNA of Oppiella nova, 940 nucleotides long. Lineage: Eukaryota; Metazoa; Arthropoda; Arachnida; Sarcoptiformes; Oppiidae. The record is from the annotation of a GenBank genome assembly.
CACUUGCUUAAUCCACCAAACACACAUAGAACCCCGGUUUGCUCCCUACAUAUACGUGCCCCGAAGUGCCGAGUUCAAAUUAGUUGACAUGAAACAAAAACUCGGUGUAAACGCCUUCUCCCUGGCCUUUGCACUGGGAGGUGUGGACGGGUGUCACCCUAAAUGGGACGGCGAGAUACCCAUCGACGACCCGGCUAUAGUCCAAGAGCUGAAGGCGUUUCGGGAGGCCGGGGGUCAGCUAAUUGUGUCGACGGGUGGGGCUGCGGGUCUAUAUCUGGAGAACGCCUGCCGUACGACCGAUGAGCUCCUGAAGGCUUAUAGACAGGUAGUGGACAUGACGGGAGCGGUAGGUCUGGAUAUAGACGUGGAGACUAGUCUACCCCUGGAUGUGGUGAUGCCAGCCCUGGCAGCCAUUCAAAAGGAAAAGCCCGGACUUACCGUGAAUGACGACGACUACGGCCUCAACGACCCCCUCGGUGUGGACGUCAUCACCUCCGCCGUGAAGCACGGGGUGGACGUGGAUGUGGUGAACGCCAUGACUAUGAACUUCGAGAGCAGUCACCGCAAGUGGGGGGCGGCGGUCAUAGCGGCCGGGGAGGCGACUAUCAAACAGAUGGCAAAGAUAUGGCCCCAAAAGUCUGAACAGGAACUGUACUCCAUGUUAGGGUCGACCCCCAUGAUAGGCCUUAACGAUAACGGAAUGGUGUUCACUCAGGAGCACGCCCACCAAUUACUCACCUGGGCUAAGCAAAAGCACCUGGGUCAUAUAGGGUUUUGGUCUAUUAAUAGGGAUAAGCAGUGUGAGGUGGGUCAGUCCAGUCUGGAAACUGAUGGGUGCUCCGAUAUUAAGCAACAGAUGUAUGAGUUCACCAAGAUAUUUGUUCAGUUUAAUAAUAAUAGUGUGGGAAUUAAUGAGUUAAAAGACACGUACCGAGAUAAA